AUGAACAAUGAAGCUUCUUAUGAAUCUUCUUCUCUUCGAGGGUCUAUAAUCUCAAUCCCGUUAAUGAUUAUAGACGAUACUUCAAGGGCAGUGAUAAAAGAGUCACGACUAUAUCUACACUGCAGUGAAAUUCCAGAUGAAGAAGGAAACGAUGAAAGUCCAAAUACAGCCGUUACGGCCAUCUGUCAAGAGGGUAGCUUCCAUAUUGACAUAACGUAUAAUACUUGGCAACAAUGUAGAAAGCCGCAGAACAAGUACAGUACUUCCGAGUGGAAUAUGAUGCUUUCAAGCUUGUUUCCAUUAGAAAUGGGGGUGGACUUGAAUGAACGGGAUAAUGACAUCUUGAUGAAUGCCAAGCUUGUUUCUCUGAAAUCUAAUUACUCUGAAACAAAUAAUGAAUUACUUGAUGAUGCUACGGGAGAGAUGAAUGAUUUUCUUACAAUAGAUAUUAAAAGAACUGGUGUAUUUCCUGUGACUGUUGGUUCACUCAUAUUAAAGAUGAUAGAUGAUCUGGAUGACCUGAAGAGGUUGAAUGGUCUGCCUGUGAGUGGUGAGCAGGACUUAUUCAAAUGGAUGGACUUGCUAAUGAGAGAAAACAAAAACUUGCAGGAACAAUUGAGUGAAUCUAAACUGAGUCUUAAGUCUCUUAUAAGGCAAAACAGACUCAUAUCAGAUAAUUAUGAGGAAUCUGAAAAGCAUCAUCGCAUCAUAGUCGACGAUCUUCAGGAUAAGUUUUAUCAAUUGCUCAAUGCAAAGAAAGACAAGAUAUGGCAGUUGCAAAAUGAGAGACCAAGGCAUUUGACGGAUUUGAACAAGGGACUUGAAAAGCGUCCCUUAAAACGGAGUCCUGAUAAAGAACUAAAAGAAGAAGAAUUCGAAGGAAGUACCGUGACUGCACCGAAGCGCCGAAAAACAGAGAACAAAAUAGUUAAGAAGGAGAACGACGAUGACAUAAUUGAAGACAAACAAACGGGGCUGGUGAGCCUGCCCAACGAAGCUGGUGAGUAUGACUCGAAAAAACCUCUAUCUAUGAAAGACGAGGAAAUAGUCUCCAGCGUAUUGCAUGCUGGUGAGUCACCAAGCAAUGACUCGUUGAAUGACACUGAAAUAGAUUCGGAGGAAUCGAAGUCUCUCAAGCAACUGCCUUCUGCAGGAUUCGAUCGUAGCAGCCACUCUGACAGCGAUGGCGAUAACAAUAUUAUUGAUAUUACUUCGCCUUUACUAGAUCGUCAGAAAAGCGACGACGAAAUCAUCAAAGACAGUCUCGAAGAGCAUAGUGGUAGCCUGAGGCAAACGCCUUCUCCAAAAGAAACCCAAAUCCAAAAACGUCAUUCUCUGCUGCCCUUGCUUGUUCGUGCGUCUUCCGAAUUACCCAACGCGAGUCUUCAGCUGGGGGCCGAGACUGAAUAUUCGUCUGAGGGAUCCUCGCUGACUUAA
This is a messenger RNA of Priceomyces carsonii, 1437 nucleotides long. RefSeq lists its product as uncharacterized. NCBI's taxonomy places the organism in Eukaryota, Fungi, Ascomycota, Pichiomycetes, Serinales, Debaryomycetaceae. The coding region runs from base 1 to 1437 and encodes 478 amino acids. The record is from RefSeq and is a predicted model, not a curated record. The transcript has a single exon.